GCCCCGCCCCGUCGGGUUGCUAGGGGAAGUGACGUCACAGCGCGAUGGCGGCGGCUCCUUUAGGCCGCUGAAGGGGAAUUUAGGCCCGGAAGAUCCGAGUCCAUCCGCGGCGGGGAGAGGGCAAGCGUGGCCAUCAGGGGCCGGAGCAGGGGCGGCGGCGCUCGGACUGUCCUAUCCGCCCCGUAUUGAGGCGCUGGGAGCGGCGGGGCGGCAGGAAAGCGAUGGUGAAAGCGGGGCCGUGAGGGGGGCGGAGCCGGCAGCCGGACCCGCAGUAGCGGCAGCAGCGGCGCCGCCUCCCGGAGCUCAGACCCAGGAAGCGGCCGGGAGGGCAGGAGCCAGCCGGGCCGCCGCCGCCGCCAUGGAGCUGAGAGUCGGGAACCGAUACCGACUGGGCCGGAAGAUCGGCAGCGGCUCCUUCGGAGACAUCUAUCUCGGUACGGACAUUGCUGCAGGAGAAGAAGUUGCCAUCAAGCUGGAAUGUGUCAAAACCAAACACCCUCAGCUCCACAUUGAGAGCAAGAUCUACAAAAUGAUGCAGGGAGGAGUUGGCAUCCCUACCAUUAGAUGGUGUGGGGCAGAGGGGGACUACAACGUCAUGGUCAUGGAGCUGUUGGGGCCCAGCCUGGAGGACCUCUUCAAUUUCUGCUCCAGGAAGUUCAGCCUCAAAACCGUCCUGCUGCUUGCUGACCAAAUGAUUAGUCGUAUUGAAUACAUUCACUCAAAGAACUUCAUCCACCGAGAUGUGAAGCCAGAUAACUUCCUUAUGGGAUUGGGAAAGAAGGGCAACCUGGUCUACAUCAUAGACUUUGGGCUGGCCAAGAAGUACCGGGAUGCAAGAACCCACCAGCACAUACCCUAUCGCGAGAACAAAAACCUCACAGGCACGGCACGGUAUGCCUCCAUCAACACGCACCUUGGAAUUGAACAAUCUCGAAGAGAUGACUUGGAGUCUCUAGGUUAUGUGCUAAUGUACUUCAACCUGGGCUCUCUCCCCUGGCAGGGGCUGAAGGCUGCCACCAAGAGACAGAAAUAUGAAAGAAUUAGUGAGAAGAAAAUGUCCACUCCCAUUGAAGUGUUGUGUAAAGGCUACCCUUCUGAAUUUGCCACAUACCUGAAUUUCUGCCGUUCCUUGCGUUUUGAUGACAAACCUGACUACUCAUACCUGAGACAGCUCUUCCGGAAUCUGUUCCAUCGUCAGGGCUUCUCCUACGACUAUGUGUUUGACUGGAACAUGCUCAAAUUUGGUGCCAGCCGUGCUGCCGAUGAUGCUGAGCGGGAACGCCGGGACCGAGAGGAGCGACUGAGACACUCUCGGAAUCCAGCCACCCGCGGCCUCCCUUCCACAGCCUCUGGCCGCCUGCGGGGGACCCAAGAAGUGGCUCCCCCAACACCCCUCACCCCUACCUCACACACGGCGAACACCUCCCCGCGGCCUGUCUCUGGCAUGGAGAGAGAGCGGAAGGUGAGCAUGCGGCUGCACCGUGGGGCCCCGGUCAACAUCUCCUCGUCUGACCUCACAGGCCGACAAGAUACCUCCCGCAUGUCCACCUCACAGAAUAGCAUUCCUUUCGAACACCACGGCAAGUAGCUGCUCGUCUCGCGUCGGAAGGCAGCGCUGGAUUCCCGGUCGGGUGGCUUCCAGUGGUCUUCAGUCUGUCGUGCACCGAUGAGAACUCUCCUUUUUGCUGUGAAGGGCAGACAAUGCAUGGCUGAUCUACUCUGUUACCAAUGGCUUUACUAGUGACGCGUCCCCCGGUCUAGAACCGAAAUGUUAACACCGGGAGCUCUCCAGGCCACUCACCCAGCGAUGCUCAUGGGGAAACAAAACAAACUUAACGGACAAACUCCAAGAGCUGCCACCGCCAGGGGCUGCCACUGUGGCCCCCCACGUGAACUCGGUUAUAACGGGGCUGGGAAGAAAAGCAGAGUGUGAGAGACCAUUGCAGAGAGCACCAGACUCCCUUUCAAGAGCCUUUCUGCUCCGCUUCCCUCCCAUGGUGGUGACCUGUGCUCCCUGACGAGUCCACUGUAACUACCAAUCUUCUACUUGGUUAAGACAGUUUUGUAUCAUUUUGCUAAAAAUUACUGGCUUAAAUCUGUGUAAAGAAAUCUGUCUUUUUAUUGUUUCUUUCUUGUCUGUUUUUGCGGUCUUAAAAAAGGCUUGACUUUAAAGAAUUCUGAAACAAAGACACUGGCUUAGAGUUUGUGUGUCAAGUGGAGUAAGGCAGGGAGGGGGCACGUGAAUCUCAAGGAUGUGUGUGUUGUGUUUGUUUUGUUGUGUUAUGUUGUCCACUCUGGAGGGAAAUUUCUCAUCAGAAGUUCUAUUACAUGUGCGCCUGUGCGUGUGUGUGUUGUGGAACCUCGUUGGCCUGGUUUUGGCGUCUCACCCUCCCUCCUUCAUAACUGAAAUGCCUGUGACCAUCAGUGCAGUAAGGAAGUGCAAGCCCUAGAACAGGGCGCAGCGAUUGUUUCCAAGCACAGCAACAUGCAGUUGUUCCCCAAGGAGGUGAGAAGGAAUUCAACUGAAGAACUUGGAAGUCGACUGAAGAACUUGGAAGCAGAGGCUUUGUGACCCUACUAGGGCAGUUGGGAGCUCCAGGAGUAAAAGUUGAGGAGAGGAUUGUGAUUUGAGGGACUUUGGGGUUGUAUUUAGUUAUUGGGGUAUAGUGUAUGCUGCCUCACUGCCUUUGAAUUCGAGAAAUUUUCUAAACAGACUGUAUAUACUACCAUGUAGAUUGGCGCUUCGUUUGUGUCAGUGCCUGUGUGCUCAACCCAGAAGGGGGGCUGUCCUUACCAGAUGCCAAGGUUUGCCCAGAAAAGCCAGCAGGCCGAAGGAAAUCCACCCUGAAGUGCCAAGAAGGUGACUUGACUUAACACCUGAUCUUGAACCUUCACAUCCAGGAAGGUGUGUACUGUGCACUCCAUGACCCUCAAUUGGGUAUGUGUGAACUGAUCAGAAGUCAGCCAUGUAGGUUGGGCUGAGUCUCAUCAGAAAGAAAGCAGCCUCCACAGCUGGUGCUGCCCCUCUGGGCUCCUGGCUGCAGUGCUGUGUGGUUCUCUAAGACGCUCUCUCUUGCCUUUAAUUCUGCAGCAGUCACAUGCACCAAAUGGUGGUGGUAGCCAGUGGGCAUGAGCGCCCGUCCUGGACAUGAGGUGCAAUACUUGUGCAUAGGCAUUUCUGCAUUUUCUCCUGUCGUCUGUGGAGAGCAUUCCAUUUGGAAACUGGGACCCUGAAGGUGUCCGCCUUGGUUCUUCCCUUGCUUCCCCAUGGUCCCAUUGCACAGGAAGGCUGACCCUGGGACACCAUACCUGGUGGCAUCCCAGAAUAUGGCUGUUCACGGUCUCAGCUGACCAUCCAUCUGUCCGAGCCCAUGGGCACUGCUUUCUGAAUGCUGAGCUGGUUACUUUGUAAGCAUUUUGAGGUGUGGGGCCUUGACUGGGUAGGGCUGCAUGUCCAGAAGUGUGGAAGGCAGUCAGGUGAGUGGGGCAAGUUUGAGGUUUUGUUUGCUAUCAAGCAUCCUCUUAGUGGUGGGCUUUCCCGCUUGGCGAGGUACUGGGCUGCAGCCUGCGGUGGCACCAGCUUUCCUUGUAAAUAGCCAUGGUCCCAAUGUAGUACAGAAAGACAGUGCAAGGCAGCCUCUGAUGUUGUGAACCUGCACCCAGGUUCCGACCUGAAGUUGCUGUGGACUCAGCUCCUGGGUCGUCGAGGGUGUGUGGUUGUGACAGUUCUUGCCCAGUAUUUAAUCCCCAUCAUUACUUGCAGGAUACCUAGUUAGAGUGUCUGUAUCAACCUGUGUACUGGUACCCAGUCUCUGAGCUGUGCAUUUGUAUUACCACUGUAUUUGUGUACUUUAACAAUUGUGUAAAUAAUAAAUUCAUAAUGACUUCUACCUUU
Messenger RNA from Carlito syrichta (Philippine tarsier), 3895 nucleotides. It is a transcript of the gene CSNK1D, whose product is annotated as casein kinase 1 delta. The record is from RefSeq and is a predicted model, not a curated record. Bases 359 to 1588 code for a protein of 409 amino acids. Gene Ontology annotation, biological process: positive regulation of canonical Wnt signaling pathway; non-motile cilium assembly; signal transduction. The transcript is spliced from 10 exons. Lineage: Eukaryota; Metazoa; Chordata; Mammalia; Primates; Tarsiidae. Gene Ontology annotation, molecular function: protein serine/threonine kinase activity; ATP binding. Gene Ontology annotation, cellular component: cytoplasm; nucleus; spindle microtubule.